CCAGAGGGCUGUAGGUGGGUGGGUGAGGGGCUCCUUCUAGCCAGGCCUAUCUGUGGAGUGGGGAGUGAGGAGUCAGGCCUCUGCCAGAUUGAACCUUUUGUGUGUAGACUGUUAUCUAUUUUUAAAAAAUAGUUGAAGGUACCUGGGUGUGGGUGCAGAGUCGGGGCAGUCUCCAUAAGGGACAGGAAAAGAAAGAAGACCUGAGGGACAGAUUGGCAAGAACUGAAUGCACCCUUGGACUUGGCAGCAGUGAUCAGCAGGAUGGCACCUCCAAAGAGUCUGUGGGCUGGUGGGGUUCAGGCAGGUGGUAGUUUUGAAGGGGUCGCUGAGUUCUCUGCAUAGCCAGACAGCCCGAAGCCAUGCUAGAAAAUGGAACAUUUAGUUCUGCAGGCUCUGGAGAGGCAGUCCCUAGAACUGGGGGUGAUUUUUAUAGUAGCUUAGACAGUGGGGGUCCAGCCCCUCCCUCAAGAGCAAGGGCACACUCAUAGAAUGUCCUCUAACCUGUCCUUGAGUUUCUGGACACCAGAGGGCUACCACUGGCCUUGCGCCGGGUGCCUGUUCUGGGGGAGGGCACAGAGAGGCGAGAAGGUGGGCAAAGGCGCAGAGAAGAAUGGGGAAAGAACAGAAAUCUAGGGCAGAGGGGCCACUUCUUACCUACAGGGGUUGCAGUUCCAACCUCAGCUUUGCAAAAUGGUCGGGGCAAGCCCUGCCUUCCCAGGAAGGGACUGGGGCCCUUUUAAGCAGGGUGCAGAGGGACUUUAGAACAGAACAGGAGAAAAGGGAGCUGUGAGGUGAGCUUUCCAAGGGCUCCUUGGGGCUAGCAGUGCAGGCAGAGAGAACUCUGGGGUCUUAUCCUUCCUUCCAGCUACACUGUCCACGGACAGCUGGGAGACACUAAGCAAACCCAGUUGGUCCUUAAGUGCCCAGGCAUUCUUCCCACCCACCACUGCCCUGUCUCUUUGUCCCCAACUUCCUUUUGUUCCCAUUUUUACUCAUCUCUGGCUAGAGGAAUGAGAAGUUUUGGAGUGAAGAAACUGAAGCAUCAACUAGAAAAAAAUCAGGGCCUAAGCUAUGAAAAUUGAGUUAUGAAAUGGAGAAUUUCCUCUAUUCAAUAGUGUGCCCCAACUCAGGGGAUAUGUUAGUUGGUAGGAGAGGAAAUAGAGCAAACAGUGGGCAGUUUUCUCAUCAAACGGGUAUACAAAGCCCUCUAAAAACAGUGUUACCUUGCAGCACUGUGUGUAACAUGCAGAAGGAAGCUGUGGGUAACCAGGAAUGUAUACAGAGAAGGGCGAGGAAGGGCACUGUUAUCACUACUUUGUAUACGGAGCUGGGAACAGGCAGCCAUCCUGGUAGCUCUGUGUCCUAACGAGUGGGCCUUGAGACAGAUCUGUGCCUGCGCAGGGGUUUCUUAACCCUGGAGGAACUUGCCUUGCUCCUUGUCUUCAGACUUCAACAAUACUUAAGGCCUACCCUCCAUUUUCUCUCAGGCCCGUCUUCCAAGCCUUGCAAAUGUCACUUGGUCAGGACUUCCCUUGACCCAGUGUCCCCUGACUAAGGUCCCAGUCUGCUCUGGCUCAUUUGAAAGUGUCUGGAGUGCUCUAAGGACACUCCCUGAACCCAGGCUUCCUUGUACUGCAGGCAAGAAUAGGAAGCCCUAGAUGUAUCUGGGCUGGGAAAGGUUUUUGUGAGUGUUACUGAGGUUAGCAGCCCUGGCCUGGAUGGGGAGCACAUCUGGGGACAAGCAGGUCAUUUCAAGUUCUGGAUGACAGAAGUACUCUGACCUAGAACCCUAACCUGCCUCAGGAGACUUGUACGUUGAGUCCUAGCUUAGGGACAGUCCGGAAGACAAUGGCUGUACUCUGUGGCCCAAGGUGAACCUGGAAAUGCUUGUCUGUACAGACUCUACCAGAAAUCACAGACAGUGACCAGGAUUCAGGGCUAAUAUGGUCAAUGGUUUUAGGACAGGCUUGCGGAUCAAGCCUCCAUCUGACAUGAGGAUCAGAAGUCCAGCCAGGGCACUAACAGAUUGUCUCCCUCUUCACAAGCUCGGUCAGACAGCAUUCUGAUCGGCCUGCGGCACCUCAGAGAAGCCUUGCAUAUGACCGCUCGCAUGUCUGCCUGGGAGUUGAAGAGACACUUCCCAUUAGGAAAUACCACAGCUGUUGCUGUGGGGCCAUGUGUCCCCGUGGACACUCUCCAGGACCUCACUUGGCAGCUCAGCAGUGCUGGACUCGGCGAGACGCGGGCGAAAAGGAAAAGAAGGCGCGAGGUGAACUGAGUUUGAUCCUGAGGCGCCUACAAGUGGGUCCCCGGCGGGCGGCGGGCGGGGCGGCUGGGCGGGAGGCCGGCGGGAGCUCACACGCUCGGCAGCCGGCCGGCCUCUCACCACGCCUCCCGCUUUGUGAGCGCGCCCAGGGGGGGUGCUGGCCGCGAGCCCACGGCGCGCCUCCCGCCUCUAUAUAAACACACGCAUCGCCUUGCCUUGGAUCAAAUCAGAUUGAGAGACGCUUUUCAAACCACCAGCCCUGAAGUCCUGCCUCCUGCUUUCCCCCUCUUUCAUCCCCUUGGCCGUUCUUUCUUUCUUUUUUUUUUCCCCCUCCUCUCUUUUCUUUCCCCCAACAGCAACUCCAGAGCCGAGAGACUGCGUCCCGGGACAGACUGCCUUUUCUUAAUUGAUAGAUAGCCGGGCUCGGGUUUUCCACCUCCUCCCCCAACCCCACCCCGCCUCACCCCUCCCGCCCGCCGCCGCCGCCCCAGCGCCCGCCCGGGGCUCUGUCGCCGGCUGCGUCCCUUCCCGGCUGCGGCCCGCCGACUCCGCACUCGCGCCCGGGCCAACGCGCCCGCCUCGCCCGCCUCCGGGGGCCGCGGCCGCUCCAGCCUCCGCACUCGCCUCAUCUGGGGAGCCUUUUCCCAAGCCCCCAAAGUUUCUGGGUUCGUUGGGAUUUUUGGAUUCCGAUUCCCCCCUUUUUUAUGCACCUGGGAAUUUUGGAGGAAUACUUUUGAUAAAUUGAUCUCACUUUCCGCUAGCUCUCGGUUCCCCUUCUUUUUGCCCCCCUCGCUUUGAGCAGGGAAGGGGCUUCCGAGAGGCUCCUAGCGGAUAAAGUUUUCCAAAGUUUUUCUAGUGUGAUGGUCGAGGGGAGAGCAGGCUCACCAGCUUGACUCUGCUCCAUCUCACCUUCCCAGAGCAGCCCUAAGCCCGCAUAAAGGGACAAACAAACAACAAACAAACAAAGUUACACCUCGAGUCGCCUCGUGUGUCUCCUCUCUUCUUCCAGGAAAUCUUUUUCCUCCCUCUCUUCGAUCACCUCGCAGCCUUCAGACCCCUUCUCUCGGCCCCAUCUGGGGGUUUCUCCGAGGGGUGCCAGGACCCCCGGCCGCAGCUUCCCCUCCCCCGUCACUCUGGUCCGGCCCUCCCCUCCCCCUUCGCGGCCCGCACAGCCAAUCCCCCGAGCGGCCGCCAACAUGCUCUUUGAGGGCUUGGAGCUGGUGUCGGCGCUGGCCACCCUCGCCGCGUGCCUGGUGUCCGUGACGCUGCUCCUGGCGGUGUCGCAGCAGCUGUGGCAGCUGCGUUGGGCGGCUACCCGCGACAAGAGCUGCAAGCUGCCGAUCCCCAAGGGCUCCAUGGGAUUCCCGCUCAUCGGAGAGACGGGCCACUGGUUGCUACAGGGUUCUGGCUUCCAGUCGUCGCGCCGGGAGAAGUAUGGCAACGUUUUCAAGACACACUUGCUAGGGCGGCCGCUGAUCCGUGUGACCGGUGCAGAGAAUGUGCGCAAGAUCCUCCUAGGCGAACACCAGCUAGUGAGCACCGAAUGGCCGCGGAGCGCACGCGUGCUGCUGGGCCCCAACACGGUGGCCAAUUCCAUUGGCGACAUCCAUCGCAACAAGCGCAAGGUCUUCUCCAAGAUCUUCAGCCACGAGGCGCUAGAGAGCUACCUGCCCAAGAUCCAACUGGUAAUCCAGGACACACUGCGAGCCUGGAGCAGCCAGCCUGAGGCCAUCAAUGUGUAUCAGGAGGCCCAGCGACUUACUUUCCGAAUGGCCGUGCGUGUGCUGCUGGGCUUCAGCAUCCCUGAGGAGGACCUGGGCCACCUCUUCGAGGUAUACCAGCAGUUUGUGGAGAAUGUCUUUUCUCUUCCUGUGGACCUUCCCUUCAGUGGCUACCGAAGGGGCAUCCAAGCUCGGCAGAUCCUUCAGAAAGGCCUCGAGAAGGCUAUCCGUGAGAAGCUGCAGUGUACCCAGGGCAAAGACUACUCGGAUGCCCUGGACAUUCUCAUUGAGAGCAGCAAGGAACAUGGCAAGGAGAUGACCAUGCAGGAGCUGAAGGACGGUACCCUGGAGCUGAUCUUCGCAGCCUAUGCCACCACCGCCAGCGCCAGCACGUCCUUGAUCAUGCAGCUGCUGAAACACCCUGCUGUGCUGGAGAAGCUGAGGGAGGAACUGAGGGCCCAGGGACUGCUGCACGGUGGCGGCUGCCCCUGUGAAGGUACCCUGCGCCUGGACACGCUCAGCAGCCUGCGCUACCUGGACUGUGUCAUCAAGGAGGUCAUGAGGCUCUUCACGCCCAUCUCCGGUGGCUACCGUACUGUGCUGCAGACCUUCGAACUUGAUGGUUUCCAGAUCCCCAAGGGCUGGAGUGUCAUGUAUAGCAUCCGAGACACUCACGACACUGCGCCCGUGUUCAAGGAUGUGAACGUGUUUGACCCUGACCGCUUCAGCCAGGCGCGCAGCGAGGAUAAGGAUGGCCGCUUCCAUUACCUCCCGUUUGGCGGUGGCGUGCGGACCUGCCUGGGCAAGCACCUGGCCAAGCUGUUCCUGAAGGUGCUGGCGGUGGAGCUGGCCAGCACCAGCCGCUUCGAGCUGGCCACCCGGACCUUCCCUCGUAUCACCCUGGUCCCUGUCUUGCACCCUGUGGAUGGCCUCAGCGUCAAGUUCUUUGGUCUGGACUCCAAUCAGAAUGAGAUUCUGCCUGAGACAGAGGCCAUGCUGAGCGCUACAGUGUAGCCUCACUCUGGUCUCAGCCCAGCCCAGCAGAGGGGUAGGGGACAGAGACAGAAACCUGUGGGGUGGGGAGGGGCUGGAUAGGAGGCCAGCAGCCCCUAUGAUUUCCUCCUCUGGCCUCCGCUCCAGCAAACCCUCUCCUAAUACACAAGGGCCCAUCCCCUCCUGACUUCCACUCUCUUGGAUCUCCACUGCCCCCUAGCUUAGCUCCCGGGACAGGGCCCGGACAGGGCUCUGUGUGCCCAUGACAGUGUUAGCACCAGUUGGCUGAGCUGCAGAAUAUGCUCAUAACCUUCUGAACGCCCCCUCUCUUUAUCCCCUUGUCUUUUUGUUGGUGAUAUAGUGGUUGUGAAGGCAGGAGGGAAGAAAAGAGGGGGGCUCGGAGCACUCUUUGGCACCCUGCACCUCCCCCCCUCUUGUCCCUGCUCAAAUGAUGUCAACCUGAGCAGGAACUGCCACCAGCCUUGAGGGUGCCCUGUACCAGCCUAACCAGUUUGGACAUUGGAAAUUACCUAUUGCUGCUAUUUACUCUCUUCUGAUCAUGGGGUACCAGGGCCUAUAGGCUUAAUCCCCAGCAUCUUCCUUGGUGGCCCUGGGCAGGCACAGUGUUGCUCCUCUCCCAUGGGACCCACUGAGCCAGGUGUUUUUUGGCUAUAGCUGGACUCCCAGCUGCCCACCCCUGCCCCCGAGCCCAUAUUUAUUCACUGACCUUGGCUACACUGAGGUCUGGAGCACAUGCCUGCCCCUGCCCCACACAGCUGCCAGCCUCUGGCCUAGCUGUCCUUUUCAGGGCUUAUGUGAGGCAAGAAGACAGUGCUCUUGUCUAAGCUCCCUAGUGAAGGUUAACUGCCCUCCUGGGCUCCAGGCAAAUGUUCAGUUUAACCUCAGAGUCAGACACCCAGCAUCUCUGCCAGGUGGCUUUUUUUUUAAAUCCCCUCCUCCUGUCUGUCAUAAGGCCUGGGCUUGUGCAUCUGGGGGCCACCACUUCCUGUUCGCUCACUGCCUGCCCCAGUGCCAGCCACUCCCCUAGUGAGGAUGUGUAAGGAUACGGGUUCUUCUGAAGGGACUUCUUGUCUUCCCUUCCUUAACCCUCACUCUCUGCCCCUUUGCUCUUGGGAGAGUUCCCCACCCCACCCCUGUCCUGCCCCUACCCCACCCCCAUGCCACUGUCUGCUAAGCCCAGCUCAGGGUGUGGGUGGGCAGGAAAGCAGAGAGGUAAGGUAGAGAGAGCCCUCCCCCUGAGAUGCCUCAGACCCUUCGGGGUCUGGAGACACUCCAGGGGAGGCCGCAGAAAGCCAUGGGGAAGGAGAGGAGAAAGGACGAAGAGGAUGGGGCAUGAGUGAGUUUUGUCAGAGUGGUUCAGUUGCAGAGAGGCCAGUGGGGAUGACUGGGCAGACAGGGAGGAGCCUGGGCAUUUUGAGGACUGAUUACCUAGGACCCAUCCUGGGAAGACUGUGGGGCUCCGGUGAGUCUCUAGACAAUUUCGUCUGUUUUCAGAUUCCUAUUUGCCUUUGUUUCCAUCCAUUGCUUUUGCGUGUUGCGAGGGCAAUGGGUCUUCUUCACAAGAAAAUAAAAACACAGAAUGACAGCCCACAUCAGCUUGACCCUAGACGGCCACUGUCACGGAAAUGCAGCCAUAUCUCACCAGCCACACAGGAUGUCCUAUGUAAGCUGUGCUUUCCAAAUGUUUCAGUGGCCUCCUGCGUUUUCCUGACAGAACCCAAACAAACAAGACCAUUAGAACAGACGUUAGCAGCAAAAUUAAUGUGAAAUUAAAAAUAAGUGUGAUCCCUCCAUUUCCUUUUCCAGUUCUGAAACAGACCAAAAUGUGUAAAGACUCGUCAAAGCGUAGGACGUAGGUGCAUGCUGCCCCACAAACCAGCUCAGUGCCUGGAAGGGUCAUUUUCCCGCACGCUAACCCUGCUUGCCGGCAACCAUCUGUUUCAGACUGAAGAUGUGGCAUGUCGUAACUCUGGCCCUGGUGAGGGGCAGGGAGACUGGAGGGCCCCGGCAGGCUUCAGGGGCCUUCCCUUUCAGGGGGCCAGCCCAGGAGGCGUGGAGAAGGAAAAGCUGAGAGGGAUCCGUGUGAGGGUAGGGGGGAGAAAAGAUGGUCUGCCUGGGUGGGUCUCAAAGGUAACAGGCAAAGGGGCCUAGCCCGGGCGCCUGUGGGGUGACACCUGUCUCACCUCUGUAGAUGUGUCUGUUCCGUGUUCGUGUGUUUUAUUGUGGUAGCAUUAAUGGGUGAUGUAUUCUCACAUUCCUAACUAUUGUAACUUGACAUUAAAGAAUUAAACCCCACAAGACUUCCCGCCACGGGCUUGCGGAUUGAAGCACUUUUGAAGUUAGGCGCUGGCGUGUGCGUUCUGGGCAACCAUUUUGAUCCUGCCCGGAUUUCUAUUAUUUUAUACACAAAACUUCUUUUUCAUAAAUGUUAUAAUUUUGUGUCUGUCUUUAUAAACUAUUAUAAGUACUAUUUUUGUUAUAAUUCAAAAUAGAUAUUUAGUAUAAAGUUUUUGCUGUUAAAUAUUUGUUAUUUAGUAAAAUAUGAAUUGUUCUUUAUUGUAAACAUGGUUCAAAAUAUUAAUAUGUUUUUAUCACAGUUGUUUUAAUAUUGAGAAAGCACUUGUGUGUUUCGUUUUGGUAUGAGCUGGUGCCGUGUGUGUGUUUUGAUUGUCGUGUGGUUUUGAUGUGUAUAUAAUAUUCCAUGUUGCAUAUUACAACAAUGAAUGUCAUGCAUUUUGUGAAAUACUCAAUGUGGCUCUUUUAUUGGCUUCCAUAAUAAACUGUGGGGACUCAC
Onychomys torridus (southern grasshopper mouse) is the source of this 7795-nucleotide messenger RNA. RefSeq names its product cytochrome P450 26B1. The transcript has 7 exons. The record is from RefSeq and is a predicted model, not a curated record. Bases 3463 to 5001 code for a protein of 512 amino acids. Gene Ontology annotation, biological process: sterol metabolic process. NCBI's taxonomy places the organism in Eukaryota, Metazoa, Chordata, Mammalia, Rodentia, Cricetidae. Gene Ontology annotation, molecular function: heme binding; iron ion binding; oxidoreductase activity, acting on paired donors, with incorporation or reduction of molecular oxygen.